AUGUUAAAUAGGAAAUACUUCAGACUACUUUCCGAUAAAAAGAUAGUGAAGCAUAAGAGUUGCGGAUCUUUAAGCUCUACCCCUACAAAUAGAAAUUUCAGCAACAAUAACAAAAAUUCUGAAUUUGAGAUGGACGCAGCAGAGGCAUAUCCUAAAAAGAUGAAGUAUCAACGUGUGAUUCAGAUGACACUUCAGAGACUUCAAAACUACUAUAAAGCAGAAAAGCCCUUCAAAACCCGGCAAGACAUCCUUCGCUCUGCCUCUAAGGAAGUGACUUGUCUUCAGGAUCUUAGUAUCAUUCCGAGAAUUGUUGAGGAUGAUUACAUUCGUGAAGUAGCAGAAAAGAUUGAUGGAAGAGAGAAACUAAAAAUAUCAGAACCAAAAUCUAGCUCUGAAAUUGAUGAAAUGAUUACCCAUGUUGACAGGUAUCAAGUAGACAUCCUCGAAGAGAAGCUAGGGUCUUCUGUCGGGUACAAAUUAAUAUCUACUUAUGACAGAAGAAGACUCCAGACGAAGAAAAAUAGAAGACAGAGGAGGAAGAAGCUAAUGAGAGCUUAUCUCGAAAAGAUUGCUAAAGAGUAAAACGGGAUAAGCCUAACACUGUGACCAUGGUAUGACUUCCUAUAAGUUUUAUAU
Molecule: messenger RNA, 636 nt
Organism: Moneuplotes crassus
Lineage: Eukaryota; Ciliophora; Spirotrichea; Euplotida; Euplotidae
Source: the annotation of a GenBank genome assembly